Penicillium coprophilum is the source of this 1362-nucleotide messenger RNA. RefSeq names its product mitochondrial 37S ribosomal protein bS1m. The transcript is spliced from 2 exons. NCBI's taxonomy places the organism in Eukaryota, Fungi, Ascomycota, Eurotiomycetes, Eurotiales, Aspergillaceae. Gene Ontology annotation, molecular function: structural constituent of ribosome. The coding region runs from base 1 to 1362 and encodes 453 amino acids. Gene Ontology annotation, cellular component: mitochondrial small ribosomal subunit. Gene Ontology annotation, biological process: mitochondrial translational initiation. The record is from RefSeq and is a predicted model, not a curated record.
AUGGCCUCCGCCAGGCUGUCACCAACGGCGAACUUGCUGCGAAAGUCGCGUUUAUUCGCACUCCCCAAAACCCUCAAUGGCCCUAAGGAUCAAACGUCGAGAGAAUCCGGCACUGCAACUCUGCCUCACCCCAUCCGAGCCUCCAUCGUUACACCGCAAUCAUCACUAGCCCGAGGCGAUUGGGGAUUGAAGCGACCUUUACCGGCCAAAUCGACGUCGGAGAAAUCAUCGAGACCUGUGGUCAGGUUGCACGCCCUUGAUACGUAUGAACAUGUCACCGACUUCGAAUCCGCCGCAGAUCACACUGUGACUCUCGAGAAGUUCCAGGAGAUGCACAUGCCAAUGUCCCUCCCCUCCAAAGUCAAUUAUGCUACAAGUGUUGUGCCAAGGCAUCAAAGUCCGUUCGAGACACAUCUCGACAACACCGAGACCAGCCAGGGUCUCCAGGAACCUGGUGCUAAACAAUUCAGACACACCGGUCCUUGGCUUGCUGGGCAGACGGAAGCAGAGUUUGCAGCGUACUUGAAGCAAGUGACUCGCAAUAAGCCUGAGCUCCUAAAGAAGCUUCGUGAACAGUUUGUUGCUAAGCGGUCUGCUGAGAUUCGGAAGCUGGCACAGGAUAAUGGAGAGGACUUGGAGGCUCAUCCCGCAACCGUCACCGAUGCGGAGUUUAAUGUCUACAUCAAAACCCUCCGUAAUGACCCAUUCGCUCUCGGUCCUGUGCGUAUCGGGCGCAAGUACUAUCAAUCCCCUGGAACUAAGCUGUCCUCAUUCGAAUACGCCGUCUCAGGGCCCCCAAAGACACACCCGUCUGCCGGCCUGUCAUACACACGAUCACACGCUCUGAUCCACAACCACGCCCAGUUUGGCCCACAGGCCCACCAGCGCCCCGUGGAGGCUCGCAUCUUGCGCCCCAAGGGACGCUUUAAGGGACGCAUGGCUCGGGCUCUCGCAGGUAUCGGUGGUAUUGCCGUCGAAGAUCUGAAUGCCAUGACCUUUGUGGAGCAAGGCACACCUCCCGGUCUGACUUUCUUUGAUGCGUCCAUCCCCGGUGGAGGUAAAUACUGGGUUACUCCCAUCCGGGCUUCGAUUGACUCCGACGGCCGCAUUGGCCUUUCAUCUUAUCGCGCGAGUGCAACCUCCAAGGCCCCUUACGGAAUCGAAGACCACCACAAGCCGAGUACCUUGACCAUCUCCGACGUUGCCACUGCCCCCUCCCCACUGGUCCCAAGAUUGGACCGACAGUCAUUCGGCCAGCCUCGGUUCCAGCCUUCCACGGAGAACCGUCCUCGGAGACAACCCACGAGAGGGACAGAGGACGUCGCACGCAGCCUCCUCAAUAACCUCAACUCUAGGUCAUAG